GUUCAAAGGAACCCAAAAUUCUCGGAUCAAUCGGUCUCACAUACGUCCAUUUCCACAAAUUUCCAAAAAGAAACAAGAUUCUCGGAUUCCAUCCGCUAGUUUUUCUCCUCGUUGUUCGAUCCUCUGUUGGGAUUUUCUUUUGAGGUUAUUGAAGCGCGGGAGAAUGGAAGUCGAUAGGAUUCUGCGGGAGUUUGAAGCAGUGAAUCUCCCGACGAAGAGUGCGAUAUAUGUAUGGGGGUACAACCAGAGGGGCCAGACAGCGAGGAAGGGCAGUGAGUUCCAUCUGAGGAUCCCGAAGCGCCUCUCGCCUGAGCUUUUCAAGUAUUCCGGCGCGCGGUGGCUUGACAUCGCUUGCGGCCGCGAGCACACUGCCGCGGUGGCCUCUGAUGGCUCGCUCUUCACUUGGGGUUCGAAUGAUUUUGGUCAGCUAGGAGAUGGGACUGAGGAGAGUAGAGAACAACCCAAAAAGGUCAAGUUCCUGCAGACUGAAUUUGUGAAAUCUGUAUCUUGUGGAGCACAUUGUACUGCUGCCAUUGCCGAACCACGGGAAAAUGAUGGUACAGUAUCUACAAGUAGGCUUUGGGUUUGGGGACAAAAUCAGGGAUCAAAUUAUCCACGUCUAUAUUGGGGUGCGUUUAGUCCGAACACGGUCAUACGACAAGUGUCUUGUGGAUCAGUUCAUGUAGUGGCUCUAUCUGAGGAUGGCCUACUGCAAGCAUGGGGGUAUAAUGAGUAUGGUCAACUCGGGAGAGGUUUUACUUGUGAAGGACUUCAAGGAGCCCGUGUUUUGAGUGCAUAUGCAAAAUUCCUUGAUGAAGCCCCUGAGCUUGUGAAGAUCGAACAAGUGUCAUGCGGAGAGUACCACACAGCGGCAAUAUCUGAAAAUGGCCAGGUGUACACCUGGGGCCUUGGAAGUAUGGGACAGCUCGGACAUUGCUCCCUUCAAUCUGGGAACAAAGAGCUUUUGCCAAGGCGUGUUGUUGCUCUUGAUGGUAUUGUGAUUAAAGAUAUCGCCUGUGGGGGUAUUCAUACUUGUGCUUUAACUGCCAAAGGCUCACUUUAUGCUUGGGGUGGAGGACAAGUUGGACAGUUGGGGGUCGGUCCCCAUAACUGUUUAUUUUCUUGUGAUGUAAAUGACUCUGACAUGUUUCUCCGCAAUAUACCUGUCAUGGUCAUACCGUCUGAAGUGCGACUUGUAACAUGUGGGCAUUCACACACUCUUAUCACCAUGAGAGACGGGCGAAUCUUUGGAUGGGGUUACAAUAGCUAUGGCCAGGCGACUAAUGAGAAAUCUACAUAUGCAUGGUAUCCUUCACCUGUUGACUGGUGUGUUGGAGAAGUGAAGCGAUUGGCAGCCGGAGGUGGUCAUUCGGCAGUAUUAACUGAUGCAUGUUCUUUGAAAGACCUGUGUGAGUUUCGGCUUGCGGAGAAUGUGAAUUUGUGUAAUUCGUAUCUUAUCGAGGAGGUGGCUUCUCGUACUGGUGCCGAUGCUUUGGCACGCCUUUGUGGAAGGUUGAGGGUGCAUCUGCUUGAAGGUGGUGACGUCGAUCUCGAAGAGAAAAAAGCUGAUUGCAAGAAGGAUUACUAGCUGCUAAGCAUUCCAUUUAAAUAUUGUGCAGAUUGGUUCAUUGUGUUGCCCAUUUCUGGGACUUAUUGGCUCCCAAAAUUUGGAUGUAUUUCUCCUUUCACUGUUAGUACUUGCAGUCAUUGUCAAACCAGAUGGUUGAGACAGUUGAGAUAACACAUACAAAACACUUCAUGGAACAUGUCUGAAUUUAAUCUUG
This is a messenger RNA of Dioscorea cayenensis subsp. rotundata (Guinea yam), 1784 nucleotides long. RefSeq names its product ultraviolet-B receptor UVR8. The transcript is spliced from 9 exons. Lineage: Eukaryota; Viridiplantae; Streptophyta; Magnoliopsida; Dioscoreales; Dioscoreaceae. The record is from RefSeq and is a predicted model, not a curated record. Bases 164 to 1588 code for a protein of 474 amino acids.